UAUGAAUACAAAUUGUCGUUCUUGGUACCUUGUUCUCUCCUGAAUUUGCCGCCAGGCAGACAAAAUCCGUGCUCUCGUUGGGUAAACAGGAAACAUUUAGCAAACACCUGAUGCGCACUCUUUCUGAAUGACAUAUUUUGAGCGGAGACAGUAGCCAGUACUAAUUGUGUUGUUCAAAUUACGGAUGAGGAGCAUGUCGGGCUUGAGUUUCCUUGUUAGCUUGCUCUAAUAUUUGUUGUUUAUCCGUCCGUACUGAGUUUCUCUGAGCAAUGCCUGUUGAGAGGAGUUCAAAUAAUAGUGAUUCUAGUAAAGUUAGUAGAAAAGUGAGAGUUGCCUUUGGAAAAAUGAAAGGGGCGGGUGAUGGUGUUAGAAUACUAAGGCCCAAGAGUAGUAAUGUUGAUAAAGCUCGUAGGAAAGUGAGAGUUGCUACAGGGGCAACAAACGGAUUGAGUGAUGGUGUUAGAACCGUACAGCCCCAAAAGAAAGGGAAUAAAAAGGUGCAGAGCAGAGGAAAUGGUAAUGAUGCUAUUCCAUAUAUUAAUGCGAAUGAGAAAUCAAGUAAAUCGCAUGGCAGGGGGAAAAGGGAUUUGAAAACAAAGACUGGAAAGGAAGGGCUUGAAGAGGUUAUUAAUGGAAACUCAGGUCUGAAGAGGAAGAGAAUUUAUGCUGAUCGAGAAAUGGUUGAGGAUAGAAAGCUUGAUGGUAAUGACAAAAAGUCUGUAUCAAAACUGCAAAAAGGUAUGAUCAGAUCCUAUUUGGUUAAAGCCAAGACGGCGGCGAGAGGAAAAGAUCAUGAGUUAAAGAAUUCUACCAGAAACACAUCAUUGGCAAGAGGUAGUAAAUUCAAGGAAAGUGAAUUUCAUGAUAAGAAAAUCCGGAGGGGCAACGUGGAGAGUGCUGACAAACUGAAACAUGUUCAAGAGAAUGGUUUACAAAGUGGAACAAAGACCUUUAUUAAGAGGAGAGCUCUACUGACACCAAAAACCGAUCUGAACCAGAGAAAAUAUGCAGCUGGUUUUGAGAAACUUCAGAAGAAAAAGGAUCAAGGCAAGAAGAGCUUGGACACUGAUUCAGAUUUAACAGAGGCCCCACCAAAGAAGAAAAAACGAGUUAUCCAGAUAGAUCCUCAUGAUAUAUCCAAUAAGAGAUUGGAUGAUGAUAUAAAUAGUGGUAAUAAUCGAGCCCAGGUGAAUUUGGCAGAAAAUACGGGCGCUGAGAUGUCAAAGAAUGCGCAAUUUCGUGCCAUACGUCCUACCUCCUCUAUCCUUUCUUUUGUAGAGGACAAUUUAUUAGGACGUAGACGUGACAUUGAGUUUAGGAGGGCCGGCUACAACACUGAGCUUUCUGCCCCUUUAGACAACAUUCCCUUCUCAACAGGUUCCGAAAGGGAACGGAUCGAAGUACCAGUAUUCAGGAAUAAAUUAGAAUUCUUUGCUGCUGCAAAGAUCUCGUCAUCAUUCCCAUCUCCUGAUCUUCCAGAGAUUGCUUUUGCAGGACGCUCAAAUGUGGGAAAGUCGUCUUUGCUGAAUGCACUAACCAGGCAAUGGGGUGUUGUACGGACUUCAGACAAGCCGGGCCUCACUCAGACAAUCAAUUUUUUUAAGCUUGGAUCUAAGCUUUCUUUAGUGGAUUUGCCUGGAUACGGUUUUGCUUACGCCAAAGAAGAAGUGAAGGAGGCUUGGGAGGAACUUGUGAAAGAGUAUGUUACCACACGCGCUGGUCUUAAGCGAGUAUGCCUUCUUGUAGACACAAAAUGGGGUAUGAAACCAAGGGACCAUGAACUCAUUGAUUUGAUGGAAAGGUCCCAAACGAAGUACCAAAUUGUUUUAACGAAAACAGAUGUGGUCUUUCCAAUUGACGUGGCGCGCCGGGCAACACAAAUCGAAGAGGAACUCAAAGCAAAGAAGUCUGCAGUUCAACCCUUGAUGAUGGUAAGCUCGAAAACAGGGGCUGGCAUCAGAAGUUUAAGGACAGUUCUUGCUAAUGUUGCUCGAAUGAUCAGGCGCUAAAAGACACUUCUUGAAAGAUGACAUCGGUGAGCUACAAAUUGGGUUGGAACGCUUGUGGCAAAAUGAAAUGCUUUCUUCAUUUUAAAAUACAAUGCACAUUGUAUAUGCAGUUGGUGUAGUGUUAUGGGUAGAUUGGAUGAAACUUGGUUUCAAUCGUCAGUCUCCAGUAAGUCGAAUUACCAAUUAAUUGAUCGAAUUUGCAUCACUCUCUCCUUUGUAUUUCUCCCACUUCUAUUGUUGUAGAAGUAUGGCACGUUGAAUCAUGUUUAAGAUGCUGUAAGGAGUAUUUUGAGGUCGGUACAUAAUACUUGAUUCAGUGAACAAUAUGUUUAAUUUAGGGAUAAUUACAAUAUCCUUU
Molecule: messenger RNA, 2367 nt
Organism: Sesamum indicum (sesame)
Lineage: Eukaryota; Viridiplantae; Streptophyta; Magnoliopsida; Lamiales; Pedaliaceae
Source: RefSeq, a predicted model, not a curated record